Molecule: messenger RNA, 1577 nt
Organism: Zeugodacus cucurbitae (melon fly)
Lineage: Eukaryota; Metazoa; Arthropoda; Insecta; Diptera; Tephritidae
Exons: 4
Coding region: 536-1384 (282 amino acids)
Source: RefSeq, a predicted model, not a curated record
CUUCUAGUUCUCAUUCCUUUUUCACGCAUUCUGUCGGCAACAGAAGCGUUGCCAACCACGUUGAGGAUGCAAUUAACCAGCUAUAACAUUGCACUGGGAGACAAUACUAACAAGUUUAAAUAUUCUUUAUUACACACAAGUCUUCAUAAUUGAACUAAAUAGAGUAUAAUAAAUAUUUUUGAUGCUCAAUGAAAUCGUGAAUAUAUACAUACAAAGAAAUAUGUUUUAUAAGGUGCUAUAAAAACGUUAAAUUAUAUUAGUCUUGAUUAAACUAAGAUGGCAACGCGAUUGUUCGCCAAAUAGAAUAAAGAAAAGAAGAAUGACAAAAUAUGCGAAAGCCUGUGUCAAGAGAAUGUGAAAAGAGACUAAACAAAAACGUGCGGAUAUUUUGAGCGGGUUUCAAAAGUAAAUAUUGUGCGCCAAACCCAAAAUAUACCAAUUUUUUAAAACAAGUGCCUAUUGCAUUGAACAAAUUUGUGAUUAGAAAUAAUUAGGAAUUUAAUAUAGUGCAUAUCCUCUCUGAAGAAAAGUUGAAAUGUCCAUAACAAGUGAUACUGCACGCUGUAAUUGCUGCGAUGAAGUCAUGGAAGAGCUUUUAUCAAUGCGCUUAAGUUUCGAGAAAUUAUUUUAUAAACUUCGAAAAGAAAUAGUUGGACUGAAGCGUGAGGUCAUAGAUGUGUUAGUCGGUUCAACAGAAUCAAAGAAUACAUUACUCUUUAGUGAAACAUUAAAUGUACAAGAAUCGGAUAAUGCUAAAUGUAGUGAAAAGUCAACACAUACACUCGAUGUUAGCAUUAGUGACACUGAUACUGAAAGCUUACAAUCGAAGAAAGUAAAAAAAUCCACAGAUUCAGAAGCGAAACCUAAUAACACUAACUUGGAAAGGGUUGAGCCAGGUUUGAUUGUAGCAACAGCGCGACCAGUUUUGGAUUUCUUUAACAUACAAGCCAGAGUUAUGCCCACACAACCAUUUAGAGAUGCGCAACAGUUUGAAGACUGGAAUAUACUUUUAAGAAACGACGAAGAUCAACGAGAUCAAUUGCGUGUGGAAUUGAUGCAGGGCAACUUUAAAGAGCCCGAAAAGUAUGUUAUACAAACUUGGCGUAAUAUCUUCCAUAAUGAUGCUGCCCAUCACUAUUCAUACAGAGGAACUGGCCGGGAUAAACGUGCAAUAAAAGACUAUAUAUUUACAGAUAUUUUUAAAGAGAUAUUUUUACAACGCUUUCACCACAUGGAUGCGGAAUUUUUCAUAGAACGAACCAUGCGUUUCUUUAAAUAUGUGCGCGAUCAAAGGCGUAAAGCUGCACUAAAACAAAGAAAGCUUCAAGAAAAACCAGCUGCAGCACAAAGUGAAGUUGUACAGGAGUCAAUGGAUGACGAAUAAAGGAACGUUAAAAGCAAAUCUUGUCAUAGCAAAAAUAUAUAUGUAUGCAGCUCCUGGUAUUUUUAACACAACAACAUUCAAACCUACCUGAUUUUAAAUGAUAUUACGUAGUAUUUGAAGUAUAUUAUCCGUAUGUGAUUUUUUUGAUAUUUUUUUCAAUAUUUUAUAAAUAAAAUGCAAUAUAUACAUUUCU